CACUUCUUCACUCCAGUGUUUUAUAGGUGUAAAAAAACAAAAUUGAUAGACCCAUUUGUUAUUUUCUAUGCUUUUUCAGCUGAGAUCUCUGAGUAAAAAAAUCAGAAAUUUCUGAACACGUUUGAAGAUCUUCUGCGAAUCUCGAUGGCCAUUUCGGACUUCGAACUAUACGUAGAGACUAAUACCCAUCUCAGCUCGCGUCGACUUUGAUCUCUGUCUCUCAUGGCAAUCGCUGUAGCUUCUUCACUUGCCUUCGAAGGGGCUUGUUGCUCGACGUCGCAUGCAUUCACGAGCAGUUGGAACAGAUCUUCUUUCGAUGUUCGUGGCAGAAAUCCAAUAUUUGGAUCAACAGACUUACAUUGGUUGUCUAAGGGCCGUGAUCAUUGCUUGUCAAAAGUUUCAGUUGCUGCUGAUUACCCUGAUUCAGUUCCAGAUUCAUCAAGUUCUUUGACUAACAAAGGCUAUCAUCCUCUCGAAGAUCUAAAAGUUCGUAAAAGAGCACGAAAUACUGAACUCACUGCUGCAGAAUUAGCCCGGACGACUGUGGAGGUAAAUAGCAACGCUUUGGUACUAUUUCCUGGAACUGUUCACAAUGAACCACAUGAACACGUAUCAUGGGACGAGUUUCAAUACGUUCUUGACGAUUAUGGAGAUUUGUUUUUCGAAGUUUUCGACGAUGUGAACAUGUUAGAAGAUCGUGCUGCACCAAAUCCUGUGAACGUUUUGAUUGGAAUGGACGUGAAAAUGUAUGAAAGUAGGAGGAUAAUUCGAGAUUAUAAAGCGGGAGAUAGCGGAAAUGGUGAUAUCGUUCCUUUCGAUUAUGACUAUAUUGAGGCUGUGGAAACUGAUUUGGCUGAAUUCCCUGUUGAUUGGGGAGUUCCUGAUGUGGCUAGCUUGGUUCAUCCACUAUAUUUUGCCAAGUGUAUGAAUAAGGCUAUCUAUAUGAAAUAUGAGAGAGAGAUGAAGCAUCCUUCGAAUGGAGUUUCCAUGUUGGGAUGUCUCAGACCUGUCUAUGCUGAUGAAGAAUCUUAUAUAAGAAGACUUUUUUACUUUGAAGAUAGUGAAGGCUACAAUACACAAUGGAAAGAAGGUGAAACCUUGAGCUUCGAGUCCGAAAGCGAUGGAAGCAGCCGAAGAUCCACCCUCUACAGGCUGGAGAUAAUGAGAAUUGAGCUCUUCUCGGUGUACGGAGUUCAGUCUGAAAUUGGUUUGCUAGAUUUUCAACGUGCCGAACCCGAUGUUCUUAUGCACUCUACUGCAGAAAUUGUCGAGCGUUUUAGUGAGAAGGGUUUUAGGUGCAAUAUUGCCCUUAAAGCUUUUUGCAAAAAGAGAGGUCUUCGUGUUGAGGAUGCUAUUCUGCUCGGAGUCGAUAGUCUUGGCAUCGAUGUGAGGGUAUGUUUUGGAACAGAAGUACGGACUUUUCGAUUUCCCUUUAAAACCCGGGCAACAUCUGAAGUUGCAGCAGAGAAGCAGAUUCAGCAACUCUUGUUCCCACGGUCUCGUCGUAAAAAACUACGAAGCCAUGAGGGGAUGGAUUGAGAGAUGCCAUGAGUUCUUAGAACACCGUGUGCGUUAUUUUGAGAUUCGGAGGAUCUUUGAAAUAAACCUCACAGGUUAAGACGACUUCUUUGCUCAAAUCUGUCAUAACAGUAGUCUUAGUUUCAGAUUGUACAGUUCAAGUUGAUAGUUUUCCAUUACCCGGCCUCGUCUCCGUCAAAAUAAUCGAGUUUUUUUUGUCAUCGAGUCACGACUUUACCUCUCCCCAUCCAUUUUGGCAACUAACUAAAUUGUUUGCAUCGA
Messenger RNA from Cucurbita moschata (crookneck pumpkin), 1800 nucleotides. RefSeq lists its product as uncharacterized. The record is from RefSeq and is a predicted model, not a curated record. NCBI's taxonomy places the organism in Eukaryota, Viridiplantae, Streptophyta, Magnoliopsida, Cucurbitales, Cucurbitaceae. The transcript is spliced from 12 exons. Bases 223 to 1539 code for a protein of 438 amino acids.